Messenger RNA from Cynoglossus semilaevis (tongue sole), 4092 nucleotides. Its product is annotated as ATP-sensitive inward rectifier potassium channel 10-like. The transcript has 6 exons. The record is from RefSeq and is a predicted model, not a curated record. Gene Ontology annotation, biological process: potassium ion import across plasma membrane; regulation of monoatomic ion transmembrane transport. Gene Ontology annotation, cellular component: plasma membrane. Lineage: Eukaryota; Metazoa; Chordata; Actinopteri; Pleuronectiformes; Cynoglossidae. Bases 1650 to 2948 code for a protein of 432 amino acids. Gene Ontology annotation, molecular function: inward rectifier potassium channel activity.
CUAUAUUCUAAGAUAUAAAACCAGCAAUGACUGUAGACUGUAGUAAUAAUGUGAAUUUGUGUUUUCUGUAAUGUCUUGGAUAGUUUUAUUUUUAAUUAGCAGGAUUUCACAUUUGAUUUAUUUUUUGCAAAUUGGGAUCAAUUUCUGGACCCCUGACAAUUUCCAUUAUUUUCAUUAAUAAAUCAUUGGGUGUUUGGAUCAGCAACUUCAUUCUGAUUUAUCAAAAAAAAACAAAAAACAAAAAAACUGAUGGACACAGUAAUAUUUCAGAAGUGAAACUACGUUUAUUGGACUAACAGGGGAUGUGCAAUAAGCAUCAAAACAAAAGAAAAAAUAUCAAUAUUUAGUAGAUCCUCCUUUUGCCAAAAUAACAGCUUCUAGACGUUUUCUAUAAGUUACACAGCAUGAUGGAUCCUCCACCACAUUUUACUGUGGGUAGCACUUUACUGUGUAAGUGCUUUUCUUGGAAUCCUGUGUUCUUUCGCCACCGUGCAUAACGCCCCUUGUUUGUUUCAUCAGUCCACAGCACCUUGUUCCAAAAUGAAGCUGGUUUUGUCCAGAUGUCCUUUUGUAUACCUCAAUCGACUCCGUCUUUUGUACAGCUUCUCCUUGCUCUGAAUUGUUGAACAAUUUCACAGAUAAACCAUCUGCAGCAAGAUGAUGUUGUAGUUCUUUAGUGGGUGUCUGUGGUUUGUCUUUGAACAUUCUCACCAACGUUCACCUGAUAUUUGUCUUGGUCUGCCACUUCUGGCCUUAACAAGAAUUGAUGAGCUCACCAAGAUCAUUUUGUGUUCCAUUUAAUCAGUGCUAAGAAGUUACAGGUGUUCAAAUCAACAGAAGGACCACAAGUGCCCACAUUUCUGCACCUGUGUAAUUCUGCUGUUCUGUUUCAGAAUGAAGUUGCUGAUCCAAACACCCAGUGAUUUAUAAAUGGAAAUAUUGCAAAUUGUCAGGGGUGCCCAAAGUUUUUCAUGCAACUGUAUAUGACUCAAAAAAGGACGAAUGACAGGAGGUGAAGUCUGGAGGAAACAAAGUGAAGAGAGAGAAGUGUGCUGUGUGUGUGUGUGUGUGUGUGGAGAGGGAUUACUCCUUACUCCAGAAUACUAACGAGGGCCUUUUGUCACAGAUCUCUUCUUUCCCCUCUCUUCCUCUCCUCAUUUUUCCCCUUUUCACUCAUCCUGAUCACGCACACACACACACACACACACACAUUCACACUAAACAAUUUCCACUAUUGCUCACAAACACGUUUUCAUGAAAUUAUUAUGCAUGCACACCCAUACACACACACAGAAUUAUGUGUGUAAUUGCAAAACCAUUCUCACAUACUAACUCUCUCUCUCUCUCCCUCCAUCACUCUCUCUCUCUCUCACACACACACACACAUGAAUGGGCACAGAGUGGUUUUUGUCAAUGGUGUCUUUUGUUUCUUUUAUCUUGGCUUCAACAAAGCAUUCCUGUGUACACAGAGGAGAGAGAGAGAGAGAGAGAGAGAGAGCAAAGGAUAAAAAAAAGUGAGAGUAAAAGAAAGCGAGAGUUCAGAAAAACAUUUGGGGUUCGUUUGUUGGACCAAAAGUAAAAGUUCUGAUUCAGAUUUCUGGACGUGGCCGUUCAGAACAGAUGGAGAUGGAAUACAUCCUGCUGGAGAGAUGACGUCUGCCACACCUCCUUCCUCUCGUAGUCCCUCCCCUCAGAAGGUUUGCCACUCUCAGACACAGACUGACAUUUUGAAACCACUACUGGGGGCCAACUCUGGUGGAGGUGGGACUCUGAGAAAGAGGAGGCGUGUUCUCUCCAAGGAUGGACGUAGCAACAUCCGAAUUGAUCACAUCAGAGGGAGGAGCGCCCUCUACAUACGUGACCUGUGGACCACAUUCCUUGACAUGCAGUGGCGCUAUAAGUUCUUCCUGUUUACUGCAACGUUUGCAGGGACCUGGUUCCUGUUUGGUGUCCUGUGGUACCUGGUGGCUCUGGUGCAUGGAGACCUGUUGGAAUUUGACCCUCCAUCCAACCACACACCCUGUGUGAUGCAGAUGCAGACCCUGACGGGAGCCUUCCUCUUCUCCCUGGAGUCCCAGACCACCAUUGGAUAUGGUUUUCGCUGCAUCACCGAAGAAUGUCCGGCUGCCAUCGUCCUCCUCAUCGUCCAGCUGGUCAUCACCAUGCUGAUGGAGAUCUUCAUCACUGGUACUUUCCUGGCUAAGCUGGCUCGUCCAAAAAAGCGAGGAGAGACAGUGAAGUUCAGCCAGCACGCUGUGGUGUCCACACAUGAGGGUAGACCUUGUCUGAUGAUCAGAGUUGCCAACAUGCGCAAGAGUCUUCUCAUUGGCUGUCAGGUGAAUGGGAAACUGCUCCAGACCUCUCUCACCAAAGAAGGUGAGACGGUCCGUCUAGACCAGAGGAACGUCCCAUUCCAGGUGGACACUUCCAGCGACAGCCCCUUUCUGAUCCUGCCCCUCACUUUUUAUCAUGUGAUUGAUGACAGCAGCCCACUGCGAGCCUGGGCAGCCAAGGGUGGGGGCUGGACCGAUCCAGAACUGGCAGACUUUGAAUUGCUGGUGAUUAUGAACGCCACGGUGGAGCCCACUUCUGCCACCUGCCAGGUUCGCACCUCCUACCUGCCCGAUGAGAUCCUGUGGGGCUAUGAGUUCCCCCCAGUGGUCUCCAUGUCUCCGUCAGGUAAAUACGUGGCAGACUUUGCCUUCUUUGACAAAGUGGCCAAGACCAAGACCACACCUUUGUUCAAACCUCCCAGCCCCCAGCAUGUGUAUCCCAGCAGCGGUGUGGGUGGAGGUGGAGGUGGAGGUGGAGGUGGAGGAGGAGCAGUCUCUCCUGAAGUGUCUGAUCCAGAGAAGGUUCGUCUGGAGCAGAGCUACAGAGAGAGGGCCGUGGAGGAACACAGUCGGGCCAGAGACAACUCUCUGAGCGUCCGCAUCAGUAACGUGUGAACAAACAACAACAACGGCAAAAACCACUGACAUGAAACAAAUAACUGCGGCGUUGGGCGUAAUUAGCUUUUUUGAAGUUUGACUUUUUAGAACAUACGUAUAUGAGUACGACAUUUGGUCGAUGGUCACACCAAAUGACACUCAUGACAAAGACAGAGGAUGACUGUGUGUUUGGGUGGUGACUGCCAUACAUUUGCUGCAGUGAGACGUGUUAAACACAGGUUUGAAUCAUGAGAACAAAUAAACAACAUACAGUCGCUGUUCUCUCCUACUGAUAGGCCACCGAGACUGCCUUUUGAAUAAGCACGGAACCAUGGGCUUACAGAACAUGGUAUCUCAUGCACAUACUCUCAUGUGAAAGUUGCAUAUACAGUAGCUCACUUGAUUGAUUUUUGAAAAAUAUAUCAAUUCACCCUUGUAAAUCCCCACAUUUUAUCCAAGUCACAUCAGUCCCUGGAAGUACAGGAAGUGAUAGUAUGAUAGUAUUAAAACUUGAUACAUCUCACUUCUGUUUUGCCGUAUCUCACAAAAAAAUGGAUGCCACACCUCAGAGGCUGCAAAACAAACAAACAAAAGGUCUUAAAUUAUUCAUUUUUGACUGAAUCUGGAUACAUGGAAACUGUGGUGGGCUGAAUACCUACUGUAGUUUCCCUAAACGUAUGAAAAGGGGAAAAACUCAUGAAGAGGUGAGACAUAUAGUUUCAAUAAAAAUAUUAGCACAAAAUCCCCUCAGCCACAGGGUUGUGAGAGUAAGUUACAGAGACCAUGCUUUUCAAAUUGAAAUGUGCUCAAAAUAUGUCAUGUAAUGUGCAACACAUAAAUAGAAAAAGAAUAAUUAUUUCAGGAUAUCAAUGUUUUUACAGCUAAUGAGGUACUUUUUCAACAGGAUGGUCAAGACCAUCUCUCAUAUACAAUGUAUGAAUUAUGACUUACAAAGCUGGAUACUGCAGAUGUACUGCAUCUGAAGGGCUCACUUUAUGUUUAAUCUGUUGCUACAAAUAAUACUGUCAUCGCGGCUGAAGAGAAUGUUGGAACUUGAAUGACAGAAAUGAAAUGAAAAUGACACAUUCAGCCACUGAGGUUAAGCUUGUUUUUUCACACUCAAACUUUUGGUCUCUCUGUUUCCACACUCAUUCACCUACCU